Messenger RNA from Rhizophagus irregularis DAOM 181602=DAOM 197198, 1266 nucleotides. RefSeq lists its product as uncharacterized. The record is from RefSeq and is a predicted model, not a curated record. Lineage: Eukaryota; Fungi; Glomeromycota; Glomeromycetes; Glomerales; Glomeraceae. Gene Ontology annotation, biological process: protein phosphorylation. Gene Ontology annotation, molecular function: calmodulin binding; ATP binding; calcium/calmodulin-dependent protein kinase activity.
AUGCAUAAAAUCAAAAACAUUUUUCAUAAAAUCGAAGUAGAAUCUAAAGCUCCAAAAGAACCACCAUAUCCAUGGUCUUUGGAGAAACAUUACAAAAUCUCCAAAAAAAUUCUUGGUACAGGAUCAUUUGGAGUAGUUAAAGAAUGUACAGAUAAACGUACUGGAAUUAAUUAUGCUUUGAAAAUCAUUAACACAAGAGACAUUAAAGGAAAAGAACAGAUGUUAACCACGGAACUCGAUGUUCUCAAAAAAGUUAAUCAUCCGCACAUUGUUACACUUCACGAUUUAUUUGAAACAAAUAAAGCUGUUUACAUAAUCACAGAUUUGGCUAGUGGAGGAGAAUUAUUUUAUCAACUUCUUCUGAAAGGAUCAUAUACAGAAAAAGAUGCCGCAAAUUUAGUACAACAAAUUCUUAAAGGUGUAGAAUAUCUUCAUGAUCAUGAAAUCGUCCAUCGUGAUUUAAAACCCGAAAAUUUAUUAUUUAGUGAUAAAUCUGAAAAUUCAAAUUUGAUGAUCACAGAUUUUGGAUUAUCAAAAAUAUUAAGAAAUGAUAAUGAUAUAUUAAUGACAGCUUGUGGAACUCCUGGUUAUGUAGCACCUGAAGUUUUAAGACAAACUGGUCAUGGAAAACCUGUUGAUAUUUGGAGUGUCGGUGUUAUAAUGUAUACUUUAUUAUGUGGAUACACUCCAUUCUGGGGUGAAGACCAGCAAUCUUUAUUUGAUAGUAUUUUAAAAGGUGUUUAUCAUUUUGAAGAUGAAUAUUGGUCAAAUAUUAGUGAUUAUGCUCAAGAUUUAAUUGAUAAAAUGUUAGCUUAUGAUGCUGAUAAAAGGAUUACCGCUAAAGAAGCAUUGAAACACCCUUGGUUUCAUAUGGCUCAUACGGUUGAUAAUUUUGAUUUAUUAAAUAACGUUAGAACAAAUUUUCCAGCGAGAUCAACUUUUAAAAAAGCAAUUAAUGUAGUUCAAGGUAUAACUCGUUUAAGAAUGAGCAAUGUUAGAUCUCAUGAUGAUAGUAAUUAUUCUUUAUCUUCAAAUGUAAAUUAUGGUUUAACAGGAUUAUCAAAACAUGAUAACAUUGAUAUUUCUGAUAUUUCAAAUUUGGAUUUACAGUUAACUUCUAUGUCACGAAAUGAUACUUUUAGUAGUGAUAAAAUAAUAGGAGUUUUAAGUCCAACCACUUCAUCUUCAUUACCUACUAUUAAUAGUGAUGAUUCUAUCUUAAUUGAUAAAGAUUGGUAUUCGAAAAACAAAGUUAUACCGGUUUAA